This is a messenger RNA of Salvelinus namaycush (lake trout), 2453 nucleotides long. RefSeq names its product IGF-like family receptor 1 (gene igflr1). The transcript is spliced from 6 exons. The record is from RefSeq and is a predicted model, not a curated record. Bases 29 to 904 code for a protein of 291 amino acids. NCBI's taxonomy places the organism in Eukaryota, Metazoa, Chordata, Actinopteri, Salmoniformes, Salmonidae.
UCUAUUCCUUACGUCUUCUCUGAACGAAAUGGGCCACUAUUCUCAUCAUUGCUCUGAUGACUUGGAUACAUUUUGGGAUGAGUUGAGUAAUACAUGUGUGCCAUGUCAUCAACAUAAUCUGAUCCGACCAGGGUACGAAUUUAGUCCAAACUGUGGCAGGCUUGACAAUGGGGGAACAGCGGAAAGACCGUUUCGACCGUGUGCCGCACAGACCUUCAAUAACGGGAGCUUCGUGAAAUGCCAACCCUGUUUUCGUUGCGCUCCAAAUCUUCAAAAGCUGUUCGAAUGCAACGCAACGACAGACACACACCGCUGUGUAGCAAGGGACCAGCCACGGUGUUGGAGUGGAGCCCUGAGUACCACGACUCAACGGGUGCAACGGUCAACAACGUUAAGGGUCCAAGUGUCAACAUCAAAUCCCACCACAGCCAAACACAUUGAUCCGACAUUACAUGUCAACCAUCAGACUGCGUAUAAGGAGAAUACCCACCAACGGUCACAGAGCAGUAAGACAACAGCAGCUGUCAAUGAAGAGAUUGCUCUGCUACAGUCAGAGACCAGGAGCCUAGAGGACAUUUUGAGUCCUGACCUCCAGUCGGCGCCACUGCAGACGGUUCUGGACAACCUGGAUGUUCUAGAGGAGCUUGUGAUCCUGCUGGACCCGGAGAGCCCUGGGGUGAAGAACACCAGCCACCUAGCAUCUCGCUGCUCAUUCCCCGCCACCUGGAUUACCUACACCUACUCCCUGAGGGAGAGCAAGAGCCCCCUGAGGGCCGUGCUGGAGGGGGUCACCACCAAGCACCCAGACUGGACUGUAGGACACCUGGCCAGGCUGCUGAGAGAGAUGGACCGCAACGACGCAGUGGCGGUGCUCACCAAGCUCAGCUUGCUUAAGGUGUUCUAGUCUGGGUGUGUUCUGUGUUGGGUCCGGAAGAGAUGGCUCCAUCCAGAUACAACCGCGAGUCUCUACCCCCUGCCAAGGCACUGAGAUGUAACAGGAGGGCCAGUAGGCGGCAUGCUUUUCUUGGGGACCCCAAAGCCCCAAGGCAGUGAUUGGGAGCACUGUUAUUUUGCAUUAGGGUUCAAGUAAGAUAUUUAACUGCGAUAACAUGGCACUUAUAACUUAAUGCAGGGAUGUUAACCCCGGUGUCCUGAAAAAGAAGAGCUGCACACUCUAGGAGCUCAGAUGCAAUAAUAUACUAACCUAAUAACCAAUGUUUUGACAGACAACCUGUCUUCAUCAGGGUAUAAUGACAAACACUGUGGGGUGACUAGUUUAUAUUGUGUCGAAGGACACACACACAAGUGUCUCUAAUCAUGACCGGGUGUGGCUUGAUAUCAUUUGUUUAUUUUCAGAUAUAAAUAGAACAUACAAAAAACAUGAAUGGAUAGCAUACAAUCAUAGAUAACAUUUUGCUACAUAGGCCUACAAACAUUUAUAAUGAAUAGCAAGAUCAAGGUAAUGGCUUCAGAUCAGUCUACGUUGAGACCGAGGGGAGCAAGGGUCUUUAAAGUAAAGAUCCAGGCAGCCUCUCGUUUUAACAAAUUGUCGAGGUCACCCCUCUCCUAGGGAGGGUGACGUGUUUGAUGCCGAUAUAACGUAGGUAUGAAAUCGAGUGUUCAUUUUUACCACAAGGACAAGUUCUAAGAUAAAUAACUGCCUUAGGGAAGCACGUGAUAACACCUUUAUUUGGGGGUGUUUAAAGGAUCUACAUUUGUAAGUGACAUUGUAUUGAGCGUAGCUGUUACACUUGUAGUUUCCAUCCGGUAGAGGUGCAAAUAGACAUUGUGCAGGAGUAUUUUGGGGUGGUAAAUCAGUUUACCAAUUGAUCAGAGAUUUCUGCCCUGUGAAAAUACGACCAAGGGAGGGUCCGAAAACACAUUACCGAUAGUGUCAGCGGAUCGUAGAAUGUGGCAAUGUUUGUGAACGAUUCCCUUAAUUUGUUCAGAGCAUUUUAAAUGAGGGGUAGUGAGGAUGCAAGAAUGCUGCUUUUUGCAAGACUGUCCUUGAAAGAGAUUAAGGGACAUUUUAAUGUUUGUGCCAUUCUUAUCUAAUUUCUGUGUUCUAUACACCAAUUUCUGUGUUCAUGCAAGUGGCUGACUGUACAAAUCACACCUAUGAGUAGCUGACAUUUGGCAGUAGGCCCAGACCGUGUUUUGAGAACAAACGAAAGAUCUCAGAUUCAAGGUAUCAGCUUAGAGAAAGAAGUCUCGUGAGGUGUUGGUCUGUCACGUUAUGAAACAGUAUUGGUCAGUCACAUGGAUGAAACAAAACGGUAAUGAUUAAUGAAUUAUGCCAAAUCAUGCAAAUAUAACUUGUCUGUGUAUAGCCGUAUAUAAGACAACGGUUGGGACUGCCCUGGCAGAGUUUUCUGACAGACAUGUGUACUAUAGUGCAUUGAGUUGGUUGGAACCUCUCCAGCACGCUGACAAAUAAACAAUUAUUCAUUUAA